AUGAACUUCAUCUUGCCCACCACAAUCCCCACAGCCUCUGCCUCUCUCUGCAUCCGCCGCCAUUCCGCUGUCGGCUUCUCCCUCCCCUCCCCCCUCAAGCCCAUCCGCUUCCGAAUUCCACCCAAACCCCCACGCUUCUCCACAGUCCCCUCUAUCUCCCCCUCCCUCAAGACCCCGACAGUCAGCGACCUAUUCCUGCUCGCCGCAGGCCUCCUCUCCCUCUCCGGCAACCGCCCGCUCCCCGCCCUCGCCUCCACUCCCCCGCCAACUCUGCAGCCACAGGAAAUCGAGGGGCAACACGAAGACGAGCAGCAAGAAUCCGAAGAGAGGAAGCAGGAGGUCGAGAAAGCAGAGGUAAAAGAGAAAGAGGAGCAGCACGAGGAUGAGGACGACGAUGAGAUGCGUAUGUAUUCGGCGAUUCUGAGCCACAACCCCGGCGAUGUGGACGUGCUCAAGUGCGCGCUGUACAGCAAGAUGAGGCACGCGGACUGGGGUGGUGCGCUCCGGUAUGCACGGCGGCUGCAUGACGCCGAGCCCGGCGAGGUGGAGUGGCGGCUGAUUAUUGCGCAGCUGCACAAGCUCAGUGGAAACCUCGCCGAGGCCGAGCGUCAGUUCGAGGAGGUCCUAGCAGAGGAGCCCCUUCUCGUUCGUGCUCUCCAUGGACUUGCACUGUGUAUGCAUAAGAAACUUGAAGGCCCUACUCUUUUUGAAAUGCUCGAGAAUGCUUUGCAAGUUGCGAUUUCUGACAAAAGGGUCCCGGAAGAGCGAAACAUAAGGAUUUUGAUUGCACAAAUGCAUGUUGUCAUGGGUCAGUUAGACAUUGCAUCUGAGAAACUACAAAAUCUUAUAAAUGAGGAUCCUCGAGAUUUUCGGCCUCACCUUUGCCAGGGCAUUGUGUAUGCACUUUUAGACAGGAAAGAAGACGCAGAUAGGCAAUUUGAUAUAUACAGAAGCCUUGUGCCAGAUGAAUUCUCAGAUAAGAGUUUUAUUAGUGAUGUUAUACUAGCAGCUAAAAUGGAGUCAGAUGAUCGGAUACAAAAGGAAUUUGGAUCAGAAUUUCUAUCAAAGAAAUGA
Messenger RNA from Panicum virgatum (switchgrass), 1074 nucleotides. Its product is annotated as protein SLOW GREEN 1, chloroplastic-like. The record is from RefSeq and is a predicted model, not a curated record. The coding region runs from base 1 to 1074 and encodes 357 amino acids. Lineage: Eukaryota; Viridiplantae; Streptophyta; Magnoliopsida; Poales; Poaceae. Gene Ontology annotation, molecular function: protein binding. The transcript has 4 exons.